Molecule: messenger RNA, 2784 nt
Organism: Dreissena polymorpha
Lineage: Eukaryota; Metazoa; Mollusca; Bivalvia; Myida; Dreissenidae
Exons: 11
Coding region: 115-1326 (403 amino acids)
Source: RefSeq, a predicted model, not a curated record
UACGUGUAUCCGAUUUUAAAGCGCUCGAUUUAAAAUGCGUACAACAACAACAAAAGAAAAACAUUAAAAACUAAAGAAAAACAUAAACCUAGAUAGAAGGACGUUGAUUUAUGAAUGUUAGCUUUAUUAGAUAAAUUAAAGAUGACGGAUUCAAUUGAAAGUGUGUUGGAGGAGCUGAAAUCUCAGUGCCAUAUCAACAGCACACCAAUGGAGGAUAUCAUGAAAUCUCAUCACAUUCUGAAGGAGGAGCUAAAACCACAGAAAAAUGUCUACAUGUCCCUUUAUGGCAAGAAAAAGUACCUGGAAUGUCUCGCCAUGGACAAGUCAGAGUGGCCUCAGUCCCAGCAGGAUAUAGAUUUGGAGCUGAAGGAGGCACGUCAGGACAAGAAUGCCAUGAAGGAGGCAGUGGAGGAAGAGAAGGAGAGAUACAGAGCCAGCAUGGAGGCACUGGCUGAAAGUUAUGAGAAACUUCAGGAGAAAAUCAAGCUUGUUGAGGGGAAUCUUGAAGUGUUCGAAGCCAAGCGAGCCAAAUUUGAGUCUCGGAUGGCUUUAGAUCCUCCAGCUGUGAAGCGGGCCCUGGGGACCUGUGAUGAGAGUAUAGCUACACUGAGAUCUACGCUGGCCGGUCUACAGUCUCACCGGGCAGAGUUGGAGGCGAGCGUGGCCAAGGCGAGGGUGGAACUGGCGGCCAUGUCAAAAAUAACCGGGAAGAAGAAAACACGUGGGCCGUCUUUAAAAAGAUUACAAGAGAUUUGUGCCUUCCUUGAGACACAGACUGGGGUCCGGGUCGUGGAGUUGUCCCCGGAGAGGUUGAGAGUUGAGUUUCUCAGAUCCUCACAACUGUCCGCCAACGUCGACCAAGCUGCAGAAUUUAAACUUCAGCUGACCUUGAACUUUGACCCUGAAUCCAGGGAUGAAAUACGGUUGGCAAGUGUGAAGGUUGAAUUUGGAAACACUCAAUUUAUCAACAACGAACUCUUCAACAUAGAUGACUUGGUGGACCAGGAGGUGGCGUGCACAGACGUCCCGUACCUGAUACUUGCAGUGAGAGAGAAGUGGGUCCGCUGUUAUCCACUCCUGUCAGAGAUAGAUCUGCUCAACAGGACACACGCCAUUGACUGGAUACAGGAAGAGUGCAAGCUGCGUGUUCUGGUGGGGAGAUGUGGCAAGGCCAUGGUGACCCUCAGCGUGCCCCGAGACUACCCGGCAACAAGGGGCAUCACUCUGCAGGACACACCUGCUCUACAGCUAACGGACCUUCCAGACUCUGGAGCCAGCCUCACAGAUUGGGUUAUUUACCUAGAGAAGAAGUUUGCAGAAAGAUAGACAACUGAUUUGCAGACAAAUAGACAACUGAUGUUUGCAGACAAAUAGACAACUGAUGUUUGCAGACAAUAGACAACUGAUGUUUGCAGAUAAAUAGACAACUGAUGUUUGCAGACAGAUAGACAACUGAUGUUUGCAGACAAAUAGACAACUGAUGUUUGCAGACAAAUAGACAACUGACGUUUGCAGACAAAUAGACAACUGAUGUUUGCAGACAAUAGACAACUGAUGUUUGCAGAUAAAUAGACAACUGAUGUUUGCAGAUAAAUAGCCAACUGAUAUUUGCAGAUAGACAACUGAUGUUUGCAGACAAAUAGACAACUGAUGUUUGCAGACAAAUAGACAACUGAUGUUUGCAGAUAAAUAGACAACUGAUGUUUUAAGAUAAAUAGACAACUGAUGUUUGCAGACAAAUAAUGUUUGCAGACAAAUAGACAACUGAUGUUUGCAGACAAAUAGACAACUGAUGUUUGCAGAUGAAUAGACAACUGAUGUGUGCAGACAAAUAGACAACUGAUGUUUGCAGACAAAUAGACAACUGAUGUUGUGUCAGUUUAAGUGUUUCAAAAUAAGACAUCAUGGAGUCUGUGUUCACCCCUCCUUUCCCCCAUUCUGACUUAAAUUUUAUUAGCAACUGAACAUGGUAGACAGUAAAGCAUUUACAAGUUAUUGUAAAUUAGUAAUUGCGUAAUAGUAAAGGAUGUGACUUCUUCUUUGUCUGAAAUGAUUACCUAUUUUUGAGUCCCACGAUUACUUAAAAAUAUUUCUGUCUGGAUCUAUGUACGAGAGAAGUUUUGAUGAAACUACAGUAGUAAGGAGUAGGAUUUUCUUCCAUAGUGUUUUGAAAAUGUCAGCCCUGAAAAAGAGAUGUUGAACGUUAUAAGUGAACCAGGCUUUAGAGUCUUAAUUCUGUGUCCAGAAUAUUUGCAAUUGCAGCCCUAAAACCCUUUCUUGCCCCAAAGUCAUUCAUGGAUUGACACAUUUCUUGGUAUUUAUGAUUUCUAAGAAGAAAAUCUAAAAUAUCUUGAGCCCAGGUGUAGGGAACACUAUCAUUGGGUUUAAAAAAAAAGAAUAUUUUUUUAUUUUUCAAUAACAACACCUUGAAGAAAUCAAGUAUUGAACAAAGAUGGGUUUCAUUUCAUGGCGAUUGAAUCACUGAUUCGUUUUAAUAAUGUUAUGUUGUUCAUAUUAUAAAUUUAAUGUCAAAUCUGUUACCAUGGUUUGUUUAACAUUUUGACUUUGGCGGCACUUGGCGCAUUUUUAACACGAACAGAAUGAUUGCAUGAACAGACUGAGCUUUCUGCAAAACUAAAAGGGCCCUUCUCACAGAUUUUGGCUUGUAUUGAAGUUUGUAUUAAAUGCUUAAAAUUCAUAAAUGUAAAUACUGGAACUAUAGUGAUCCAGUAAAAACAAGAAUAAAAUUGUGUGGCCAUUUAAUAGAUGAUCUUUCAAAAAUAA